This is a messenger RNA of Hypoxylon fragiforme, 1737 nucleotides long. RefSeq lists its product as uncharacterized. The transcript has 6 exons. The record is from RefSeq and is a predicted model, not a curated record. The coding region runs from base 287 to 1723 and encodes 478 amino acids. Gene Ontology annotation, molecular function: oxidoreductase activity; FAD binding. Lineage: Eukaryota; Fungi; Ascomycota; Sordariomycetes; Xylariales; Hypoxylaceae.
UGGAUUGCCGAUGUAGCUAAGCACUUGUCUCACAACGGCGAUGCGGAUCCCCGGCUUGGCCCGGGAACUCAGAGCCAACCCCGACAUACAAAGCUGCCAUCCCCGUGAUCGGUAUGCCUUAUGUAGCAUGAUGCUGCUGCUAUACUGUUUCAAUGCCAUACAUAUGCUGUCAGCGCACAAUACAUAAGCUUACGUUUUCAAUGUUCUCUUAAUCACGUCCCCACGCCCAUAGCCCACGCCCGUCUUCCACCUGAUCUUACGAUUUCAUCUAGUUGCUAUUUCCACCAUGCCGUUGGUCAACAUAAAAAAAGUUCUUCUAGACGGGCAAAAUAACUGGUCCUCUCAGACCACCAUCAAGUUUGCUGGAGAUGAUGGUUUUAUAGGUGCUACGGAGCGAUGGACGACGUUCAACCCUCCCACCUUCGUAGCAGCCGUCAGUCCUGCAACAGAGGAGGAUGUGGUUAAAACCAUCAAGCUUGUGCGCUCGCACAACAUCCCCUUUCUCGCCACAGGGGGUCGUCAUGGAUAUUCUCCCACCCUUGGAAAGCUCCAGAGCGGUCUGGCACUGGAUCUGAGCCAGCUGAAUACGAUAAGCGUAGACAAUAAUACAGACACUUUGACCAUAGGCGGCGGCACCACUCUGGGCCAGGUGUUCGACCCCGUGUACGAAGCUGGGUAUGAAAUGCCAUCCGGUACUUGUUCAGGCCCUGGAGUCGUUGGGGUAACUCUAGGCGGAGGCGUCGGGCGCUUCGGUGGAAUCUACGGACUGGUAGCCGAUACUUUAGUCUCAGUGCGCCUCGUCACCGCCAACGGCGAGGUGGUCGACGUAUCUGAGACAUCCCAUCCCGAUUUAUUCUGGGCUAUCCGGGGCGCAGGAGCCAACUUUGGGGUGGUGACAUCGGCGACCUAUCGCCUCCACAAACGAAAGCCUGGAGAAGGGGAACUGACCAACAUAGACAUGAUUUUUCCUGCUGAGAUGAGCUCGGCCUAUUUCGAAGCAAUGGCGUCGUUUGGGAUUUUCCCUGCGCGGUUGGCUUCUCUUUCGGUGACGCGCUACGACCCAGAGAGGAACCAAGCACAAAUUCUGGCGAACUAUGUAUACCUCGGCCCUGAAAGCGAAGCCCGGGAAGUCAUGAAACGGAUCCUGGACCUGAACCCGCCAGUUAUAAAAGUUACCGUCGUCCCAUGGAACAAGCUAUUAUCGGUCCAUGGCUUCGGGUUCGACGCGGUGGUGAACAAGAAAGGCAUCGUCCGGGUUAUUUAUUCAGCCAAUAUACGAGAGUUCUCCGGAUCGACAUACUACAAAGCAUUCCAGAAAAUGAACGCGUUUUAUGCGGCCCAUCCGGAUGGCAGAAACAGUGUCCUCGAGUUCGAAGUAUUCCCAAACCAAGCGAGUGCCGCCGUGCCCAACGAAAAGACUGCGUUUCCCUGGAGAAGCGCACAAGCGUAUAUGCUAGCAUUUUUCUCAUGGACCGAACGAGGCGGCAAGACCGAAGAAUUCGUCAAAGAAUUAGGCCCUGAGCUUCGCGAAGACGUCGUUGCUACGUCGGGGUAUUCCGAGCUGCAAGUCAUAGUCCCCUACGCGUACGGAAACGAGACGAUCGAGCAGAUAUACGGACGGAACAAACUACCUCGACUGGCGGCUUUGAAGAAGGCCUGGGAUCCUGAUCAUGUCUUUAGCUACCUCCAUCCCCUACCGACAAAGUACCCCGAGUCUAGUUAAGGCAAACUCCCCGC